AAUGCUGACCACCCUCCCCUCUCCACCAUCUCUCUUGAGCUGGAAUCCCUUCAUCAUCAAUCAUACUUUGCUUCACAAAAAAUAUCAAUUAAAACUUCCCAAUUAGCUUCUUCCCAUUCUUAAUUCAUCUCUUCGAAUCAACUCCAGCUCUCCACCUCUGCCUCGCUCAGGCCAAGGUCUCAACCCGCCGUUCACCGGCCCGUUCCGGCCGGCCCCUUCAACUCCUCCCCUCGCCUCGCCGGAACAAUUGAAGGAACAGAAGACCGAUAAAACAUGGAGAAGAAAGGAACCAUCUUGAUGCAGAAGUACGAGCUGGGGAGGCUGCUCGGCAAGGGAACUUUCGCGAAAGUCUACCAUGCGCGGAGCUUGAGCUCGGGCCAGAGCGUCGCCAUCAAGGUCAUCGACAAGGAGAAGGUUCUCCGCGUCGGCUUGAUCGAUCAGAUCAAGCGCGAGAUCUCCGUGAUGCGCCUCGUCCGCCACCCGAACGUCGUCCAGCUCUACGAGGUCAUGGCGAGCAAGUCGAAGAUAUAUUUCGCCAUGGAGUACGUUAAAGGAGGAGAACUCUUCAACAAGGUCGCCAAGGGGAGGCUCAAGGAAGAAGUCGCCCGCAAGUACUUCCAACAACUUGUGGGUGCGGUGGAUUUCUGCCACAGCCGUGGGGUGUACCACCGCGACCUGAAGCCCGAGAACCUCCUUCUCGACGAAAAUGGAAACCUGAAGAUUUCCGAUUUCGGGCUGAGCGCCCUCUGGGAGUCGAGGAGGCAGGACGGGCUGCUCCACACAACGUGCGGGACUCCGGCCUAUGUUGCUCCGGAAGUCAUCAACAAGAAGGGCUACGACGGCGCCAAGGCCGAUACAUGGUCCUGCGGCGUCGUCCUCUUCGUCCUUCUCGCCGGCUAUCUCCCUUUCAAUGAUCCAAAUCUCAUGGAAAUGUAUAGGAAGAUAAGCCGGGGAGAGUUCAAGUGCCCCCAGUGGUUCCACCCCGAGGCCAGAAAGCUUCUUUUGAGAAUAGUAGACCCGAACCCGAGCACCAGGAUCACUGUGGCCAAGCUCAUGCAGAAUCCUUGGUUCAAGAAGGGGUUAAAAAGUGUCGAGUUUCGCAAGACUGGGGAUGAGAGGGCGUCGGUUAACGACGUUCAGGCCGCCUUCGAAUCGUUGGAGGGCAACACCGAGGACAGAUCAGCAGAGGCCACAACAAGCAGCAGCAACAAUAUGAAACCAACAUGCCUCAAUGCAUUCGAUAUUAUAUCCCUCUCGCCGGGGUUCGACUUGUCGGGUCUGUUCGAGAAGGACAUGGAUCAGCGGCCGGAGUCUCGGUUCACGACCACAAAGCCGGCGUCCACGAUCGUUUCAAAGCUGGAGGAAAUAGCAGAGAUGGAGAGGUUUAAGGUGAAGAAGAAGGAUGGAACGGUGAAGCUGCAGGGGAACAAGGAGGGAAGGAAAGGGCAGCUCACCAUAGCAGCCGAAAUCUUCGAAGUAACCCCGGCAUUAUACGUGGUGGAGGUGAAAAAGACGGCCGGGGACACGUUAGAGUACCAGGAUUUCUGUAACCAGGAAUUGAAGCCUUCUCUCAAGGACAUAGUUUGGGAAUGGCAGGGAACAGAACAGCAGCAACAGCAGCAGCAGCCGCAGCCGUAGCCAUUUUAGGACUUCUUCAAUUUCCUGGAGCUAAUGUGCCAUCCAGUGCUGUUAAAACUUCUUUUUUUCUUUAAAAAUUUUUCUGUGUUAUGGAUUUGGGUUUUAUGUCUUUUAAGUUCGGGAGGUUGUAGAAAUUGUUUUGCUGAGGGAUCUUAUGACAGUUGAGAUUGCAGCAGAGUAAAUAUAGUUGUUUUAGAGAACUCUGAUUUGAAUAUUGUCCAAUAAAUCAGAUGAAUGUAAAGUUGUGUUCGACAGUAUGUAUCGGAUCUGCAUGAUUUUA
Malania oleifera is the source of this 1918-nucleotide messenger RNA. Its product is annotated as CBL-interacting protein kinase 5. The record is from RefSeq and is a predicted model, not a curated record. Gene Ontology annotation, molecular function: ATP binding; protein kinase activity. The transcript has a single exon. Bases 274 to 1638 code for a protein of 454 amino acids. Lineage: Eukaryota; Viridiplantae; Streptophyta; Magnoliopsida; Santalales; Ximeniaceae. Gene Ontology annotation, biological process: protein phosphorylation; signal transduction.